Molecule: messenger RNA, 735 nt
Organism: Gaeumannomyces tritici R3-111a-1
Lineage: Eukaryota; Fungi; Ascomycota; Sordariomycetes; Magnaporthales; Magnaporthaceae
Exons: 3
Coding region: 1-735 (244 amino acids)
Source: RefSeq, a predicted model, not a curated record
AUGCAGUUCCUCGCAGAGCCCGCACCCCCAGGCAGUCGAAUCCCAACCGCGACGCUAAGCAAUCCCCUCCCUCCCUCCCUCCAAGACACGUUCCCCCGCCUCGUCAUCAACGGCCAGGCCGAGGCCGCCGACUGGUCCGUGACGCGGCAGACCAAGAACGCGCAGUCCAAGCAGGGCAUCGAGAACCCGACCGUGGCCGACAUACGCUGCUACCAGUCGCGCACGGCGCCAAACGUGGCGGCGGUGCCCGCGGGCGCGCGGGUCCACUACGUCUCGACGCAGCAGAUCAACCACCCGGGCCCGACGCAGUACUACCUCGCCAGGGUGCCCGCGGGCCAGAGCGCCAAGACGUGGGACGGGUCCGGGGCCGUCUGGUUCCGCUUCUCCACCAGCGCCACGCCGACGGUGGACAAGAAUAAGCAGCUGUUUUGGCCGGGGCAGAACGAGUACAAGACCGUCGAGGCGACCAUCCCACCCAGCACGCCAAGUGGCGAGUACCUGCUCCGGGUGGAACACAUCGCCCUGCACAUGGCCUCCCAGGCCAACAAGGCCCAGUUCUACCUGGCAUGCUCCCAGAUAAACGUCACGGGCGGGGGCAGCGGCAAGCCGGCGCCCCUGGUCGCCUUCCCGGGGGCCUACAAGAGCCAGGAUCCCGGGAUUCUAGUCAACCUCAACAACGUCGCCAGCCAGCCAGCCGGAUACGUCGCCCCGGGGCCGGCGGUUUGGAAAUCCUGA